UUUCAUUUACUGGUUACUGUCAAAAUACUUAGUUUAAUUUGUAGGAUUGAAUGGAAGCAGUAUGUACCAGUAAGACUGAUCAAGCAUGCCAUUAAAUUCAUAAGCAUGUCUUCGUUUGAUGCAGCUACUUUGUCUGACGAGCAAAAGGCUUUAUUAAUACGUACAGCAGGCUUAUAUUGCCUGGAUGUUCCAUCACAUGAGAGACUUAAUCUGACAAAAAAAAUUACUCAGCUUUUGACUAAGAAAGAAGCACAGUUGGGAAUUGCUGCCUUAAAUGCCAUCCUGGAUGUAAAAAUCGAUAACGGUAUAAGAAUAAACAUAGUUGAUGCGUUGAAAAAGUUUGAGUCAUGUGGAAUCAAACCUAACCCAGAUACUUUUGGCAUCAUUUCUCGAAUAUAUGGUGAAAAAGGUGACAUUCAUUUAAAUAGUAUCGGUUCAACACCAACUCAGCAAAUUUUCGAUUCCUUAAUUUUCGGCCUGUCGCUUAUUGAUCAAAAUAAACAUGCGAUAUCUUUAAUCAAGGUUUUCAAUCUAAUUUUCCAUCUUUUGGAGUUAUGUAAACCUUCAUAA
This is a messenger RNA of Dracunculus medinensis (Guinea worm), 570 nucleotides long. NCBI's taxonomy places the organism in Eukaryota, Metazoa, Nematoda, Chromadorea, Rhabditida, Dracunculidae. The record is from the annotation of a GenBank genome assembly.